This is a messenger RNA of Lycium ferocissimum, 4017 nucleotides long. RefSeq names its product probable manganese-transporting ATPase PDR2. The record is from RefSeq and is a predicted model, not a curated record. The transcript is spliced from 21 exons. Gene Ontology annotation, biological process: intracellular calcium ion homeostasis. Gene Ontology annotation, molecular function: ATP hydrolysis activity; ATP binding; P-type ion transporter activity. NCBI's taxonomy places the organism in Eukaryota, Viridiplantae, Streptophyta, Magnoliopsida, Solanales, Solanaceae. Gene Ontology annotation, cellular component: endoplasmic reticulum membrane. The coding region runs from base 110 to 3646 and encodes 1178 amino acids.
UUACACUUUCCUCGUUUCCCUUUCUCCUUUUGUGUAUAAAGUCUAUAAAGCAUCUUCGGUCGAUAAAAGUAGAUCGGAAUUUCCAAGGGUUGGUUAAGAUCGGCGCAUUAUGACGCGAUUCCAAGUGGGUGGGAAAGUGGUUGAGAGUGUUGAUUUGCUUAAGAAGAGACACUGGUCUUGGCGUUUGGAUGUUUGGCCUUUCGUUAUUCUUUACGGUGUCUGGUUUAUUACUGUAGUACCUAGUUUAGACAUUGCCGAUGCCUUCAUUGUUCUCGGUGCUCUCGUUGCCUUUCAUUCCCUCGUCUUCCUCUUCACUGUUUGGUCCGUUGAUUUCAAGCGUUUUGUUCAGUAUUCCAAGGUGGAUGACAUACAUCGAGCAGAUUAUUGUAAAAUCACUCCAGCUAAGUUCUCUGGAAGUAAAGAAGUUGUGCCUCUUCACUUUCGAAAGCUGGCUGGUUCUUCAUCCUCUGAGGGUCUGGAGGAGAUUUAUUUUGAAUUCAGGAAGCAACAGUACAUCUAUUCAAAGGAGAAAGGAACUUUCAGUAAACUUCCUUAUCCUUCAAAAGAGACGUUUGGAUACUAUCUUAAGAAUACUGGCCAUGGAACUGAAGCUAAAGUUGUUGCUGCAACUGAGAAAUGGGGCCGGAAUGUGUUUGAAUAUCCUCAGCCAACAUUUCAGAAACUAAUGAAAGAGCAGGUCAUGGAGCCUUUCUUUGUAUUCCAGGUCUUUUGUGUGGGUUUAUGGUGCUUAGAUGAAUACUGGUAUUACAGUUUGUUCACCCUGUUUAUGCUGUUUAUGUUUGAGUCAACAAUGGCUAAAAGCCGAUUGAAGACCCUGUCUGAAUUAAGGCGCGUCAGAGUUGACAGCCAGACUUUGAUGGUGUAUCGCUGUGGAAAGUGGGUGAAGCUCUCUGGGACUGAACUGUUACCCGGAGAUGUUGUGUCCGUCGGGCGCUCUGUUGGUCAAAAUGGAGAAGACAAGUCUGUACCUGCUGACAUGCUUUUGCUAGCUGGAACUGCUAUUGUGAAUGAAGCUAUUCUGACAGGCGAAUCUACUCCACAAUGGAAGGUUUCAAUCAUGGGUAGAGGAACUGGGGAGACAUUGUCUGCUAGGCGAGAUAAAGCCCAUGUGCUUUUCGGUGGAACCAAAAUUUUGCAGCAUACACCCGAUAAGAGCUAUCCAAUGAAGACCCCUGAUGGUGGAUGUUUGGCUGUUGUUCUGCGAACUGGGUUUGAAACAAGUCAAGGCAAACUUAUGCGGACUAUUUUAUUUUCCACAGAGAGGGUUACUGCUAACAGCUGGGAAAGUGGGCUUUUUAUUCUUUUCUUAGUCGUUUUUGCGAUAAUAGCAGCAGGCUAUGUACUUAAAAAGGGUCUCGAGGACCCAACAAGAAGUAAAUACAAGCUGUUUCUGAGUUGCUCAUUGAUAAUUACUUCAGUUAUCCCUCCGGAGCUGCCAAUGGAGUUAUCAAUAGCUGUUAAUACAUCUUUAAUUGCUCUAGCACGACGAGGGAUAUUCUGUACAGAACCUUUCCGGAUCCCAUUUGCUGGAAAGGUUGAUAUAUGUUGUUUCGAUAAGACUGGGACCUUAACAUCCGAUGACAUGGAGUUCUCGGGGGUUGGUGGAUUGACUGACAGCGAGGACUUAGAAAAAGAAAUGACUACAGUUCCAGCUCGUACUCUGGAAAUUCUUGCUUCUUGUCAUUCUUUGGUUUUUGUGGACAAUAAGCUGGUGGGCGAUCCUCUUGAGAAGGCUGCGCUUAAAGGGAUUGAUUGGACAUACAAAUCAGAUGAAAAAGCCAUGCCAAAAAAAGGUGGAGGUGAUGCUGUUCAAAUUGUGCAACGACACCAUUUUGCAUCUCACUUGAAAAGAAUGGCUGUAGUUGUUCGUCUUCAGGAGCAAUUUUUCGCUUUUGUCAAGGGUGCACCGGAGACAAUACAGGAAAGACUCAUUGAUGUACCACCAUACUAUGUACCGACCUACAAGAAAUACACCCGUCAAGGAUCACGCGUAUUGGCUCUGGCUUUCAAGUCUCUGCCAGAUAUGACAGUUAGUGAAGCCAGAAGCCUGGAGAGAGAUAUGGUGGAAAGUGGACUUACUUUUGCUGGUUUUGCGGUGUUCAAUUGCCCCAUCAGAGGAGACUCAGCCACUGUCUUGACUGAAUUAAAGCAAUCAUCUCAUGACUUGGUCAUGAUUACUGGGGAUCAAGCUUUGACAGCUUGCCACGUGGCUCAACAAGUCCACAUUAUCUCAAAACCAGCUCUGAUUCUGGGACGUGCGAAGAACAAGGAAGGGUAUGCUUGGGUUUCUCCCGAUGAGACAGAGACAGUCAGCUACAGUGAAAAUGAAGUUGGAGCUUUAUCAGAAGCUUACGAUCUCUGUAUCGGAGGCGAUUGCUUCGAGAUGUUGCAGCAGACAUCUGCUGUCCCCAAAGUUGUUCCUUAUGUAAAGGUAUUUGCAAGGGUUGCCCCUGAGCAGAAGGAGCUUAUAUUAACCACUUUUAAGUCCGUGGGAAGAAUGACAUUGAUGUGUGGUGAUGGGACUAAUGAUGUUGGAGCUCUAAAGCAGGCACAUGUGGGAGUAGCUCUACUUAAUGCAAUGCCUCCUCCUAAAGGGGAAAAGUCAUCUGAUGGAUCGUCUAAAAAUGAUACCGCAAAACCUGCCAAGUCUAAGAAACUUAAACCUGCUACAGAAAAUGGAGAAGGCACUUCAAAAAGUAAAGCUACCAGCAGCAGCCAAGCUGGUAAUCGCAAUCUCACAGCUGCAGAGAUGCAGCGGCAGAAGCUCAAGAAACUUAUGGAUGAGCUUAAUGAGGGAGGAGGUGAUGGUCAGGCACCGAUUGUGAAACUUGGGGAUGCCUCAAUGGCAUCGCCAUUCACUGCAAAGCACGCUUCAGUCUGCCCUACCACUGACAUCAUCCGUCAAGGUCGUAGUACCCUAGUCACCACCCUGCAGAUGUUUAAGAUACUUGGACUUAACUGCCUUGCUACUGCCUAUGUCCUGAGUGUAAUGUACUUAGAUGGUGUCAAGUUAGGUGAUAUUCAAGCUACAAUCAGUGGAGUUUUCACUGCAGCCUUCUUUCUGUUUAUCUCACAUGCUCGGCCCAUGCCGACACUCUCAGCUGAGCGACCUCAUCCUAAUAUUUUCUGCGCCUAUGUCUUCCUCUCUCUCCUGGGACAAUUUGCCAUUCACCUACUUUUCUUAAUUUCUUCUGUUAACGAGGCUAGCAAGUACAUGCCGGAAGAAUGCAUUGAGCCGGACUCCGAGUUUCAUCCAAAUCUUGUCAAUACUGUUUCAUACAUGGUAGGGUUGAUGCUACAGGUGGCAACCUUUGCUGUGAAUUACAUGGGCCACCCUUUCAACCAGAGCAUACCUGAAAACAAACCAUUCUUAUACGCACUUUUGGCUGCAAUGGGCUUCUUUACAGUUAUCACCUCUGAUUUAUUUAGGGACUUAAAUGACUGGUUGAAGUUAGUUCCUAUGCCUAGAGGCUUGAGAGAUAAGCUGCUGGCUUGGGCAUUCCUGACAUUUUUGGUUUGCUAUGCCUGGGAAAGGUUAUUGAGGUGGGCUUUCCCUGGUAAGAUGCCUGCCUGGAAGCAAAGGCAACGUCGUGUAGCAGCAAAUCUAGAAAAGAAGAGCAAUUAGUUCUUAGUUGUAUCAGUUUUGAACGGCAGAGAUUUGGAUCUGGCAGGUAUUCACCAGCUUCAUUUUAUUGGCAGUAUAUCUAUCAAGGCCUGCUGGAUGGGUUAUUGUUGUACUUGAAAGAUCAUAACUAAAAUUUUGCUGGAUUUCGUCAUCUCCAUUCACAAAGACCCUAAGCAAAGAUGGCAUAUACCACAGCAGCUUGCUCUUUUUUGUCUUAUAUUCAAGAACUAGACAGAAAUGUUGCCUUAUUUAUGGCUGAUUUGGACUGAAAAGGAAACAGCUGAAUUUUCUUUUUCUUCUACUGUACUAGUGUAUUAGAAUAGCCACAGCACAUUCUGUCAAGAUCAUAAUGGUGAUUGUUUUUAGUUCAA